Molecule: messenger RNA, 1587 nt
Organism: Phyllotreta striolata
Lineage: Eukaryota; Metazoa; Arthropoda; Insecta; Coleoptera; Chrysomelidae
Source: the annotation of a GenBank genome assembly
GGAAUUUAAAAAGAAUAAGAUACAUAUAUUGGUGUCACGUUGAGCUGAAAAGUAUUCGUAAUGACUGUAAAAAGUAACCAGACAGAAACAAAAAUAACCGAUGACGAUGAGGAGAAAUAUUGGCCGCAAGUUGUAAUUAUUUUAAUCAGUGCACUGAGCGGCGUAACUGAUGGAUUCUUCUUCUCUUGGACAUCCCCUUUCCUAGAAGAAAUCAUGUCCAACUACGAUUUAUACCACGUCACUGAACAACAAGCAUCCUGGCUCAACACCAUUUACCCCUUAGGCAUGAUAAUCGCCUGUCCGAUGUUCUCGAUCCUCUCCGACCGAAUAGGAAGGAAAAGGACGUACAUAUUGGCCGUGAUUCCCCAAAUAUCCAGCUGGAUCCUCACGAUAUUCGCCAGCAACGCUUACUACUUCUACGCCAGCCGACUCCUGGCAGGUUUCUCCGCGUCCUGCUACUUUUCAGUGCUCCCGAAUUACAUCGGGGAAAUCACGAAUCCCAAGGUGAGAGGAACCUGGGGAAACGCCUUGGCCAGCUCGUACUACAUCGGCGAAUUCAUCAUCCACAUCAUCGGAUUGUACUUCAACGUGCAACGGUCAGCUUACGUUUGCUUAGCGUUACCGAUCGUAUUCGCGAUGUUGUUCAGCUUCGCUCCCGAAUCCCCGUAUUUUCUGAUAAUGAAAGGCAGAGAGGACGAAGCGAAGGAGUCCCUGAAGCGUCUCACGCGCAAACGAAACGUAGACGAAAUGUACAAAACCAUCGAGAAGGGGGUGCAAAGGCAGAUCGCCGAGUCCGGGACGUGGUUGGAUCUUUUUACGAUAAAUAGCAACAGAAAGGCGAUCAUCGCAGGAGCUUUUCUUAGAUUGUCUCAGUAUACGUCCGGUUUGGCUAUGUUUUUGCAGUACAUUCAGGUGAUAUUAGCGAAAUCUGGCACUAACGUUGGCCCAGUCACAGGAAUCAUCUUCAUGGGGAUAAACAUCGCGUUCAAUUUACUGGUAAAUUGCUUCAUAGUCGAUAGAUUUAGAAGGAGAACUUUGUAUACAACUUCUCUAUCCGGUUGUGCUGUAGUAUUAUACAUUCUAGGAACAUUCUUCUACUUAAACGAAUACGGAAACGAGGAUUUUUCGGAUUUAAAUUGGCUACCCAUCACUCUGAUGAUCAUCUUCCUCGCAUUCGCAGCUUCGGGUGUGUGCGUUCUCCCCACUUUAAUGAUGAGCGAAUUGUACUCGGCCAAAAUCAAAGCGAAGGCCAUGAUUGUUCUCGUGAUGACUUUCAGCUUGUCGUUGAUGUUCACGAACACCCUGUAUAACUAUUCGGAAAUGUAUUUCGGAUUCCACGCGCCGUUCUUCGUCUUCGCGGUGGGCAACACGCUGGCUUUGAUAGCGUCGUUUUAUGUGAUUCCGGAGACGAAAGGGAAAACGCUGGAGGAAAUCCAGUUGAUGUUGAAGGGGGAGAGCUCCAAGCCGAAAGUGUGAUGAAUGAUGAAGGAAGAUUUUUUGUUUUAGAGUAAAUUGGUAUUUGUUGCAGUGUCCUCUAGCAUGUAUUGAUUGUAUUUUUGUACUAUUUUCAGUACUUUUUUAAUAUAC